CUUGACGCUGAUCUCUGCUGGAGGAGCCGAGCUGCAGCAGAGCAGAGGGGCCCCGGUCGUUGUCCAAUGCUGGGGAGCCGGGAAUCAGGAUGUGCGGGCGGCGGGGAGGAGGCUGCCGGGCCCCCGGGGCCUCCGAGCCGGACCCACCGCGGGGAGGAGGAGGCGCCGCCCGGCCGCGCAGGGUGUCGUCUCACCGGCCUGCUCAGCUGGAGGCAGAGACCGUGCAGGACCUCAGCGCUGUUUGCUGCAGCCAACACGGUGUUCUGGUUCGUGACCUUCAGCUCUUUCCGCACCUACAGCAUCGCGGCCGGCCUGCUGGCUCUGAUCGUCGUCACUGCGACCGCCAAAGACUUCCUUCAGUCCAGAUCCACAGGUGCUCAUUUAUGGCGCAGCAUGACGACAAGCUGGGAGAUCAUCGACUCCGGCCAGGACAGCCAGUCUGGGACUGGACCUCAGCUCAGCGACGCCCUCAAACUUUUCCUGCAGGAAACAUCGGCUUUCAAGCAGCAAAACCCCGGCAAGUUUUGUCUGCUGGUUUGCAGUUUCUGCACCUUUUUCGCCGUCUUAGGACGCUACAUUCCAGGGAUUGUUAUCUCAUAUAUUCUAGUGCUGGGUGUUUUCCUGUGGCCUCUGAUUUCAUUUCAUGACGUCGGUUUGUGGCUGGAGCCAGUUCUGCAGAAGCUGGACUUUGGCAUCGGGGAGUUUCUUCAGAAAAUUAAAGAAAACCAUGAGAGAAGAAUCCUGCAGACUCAGGCUGACAGAGAGGGCAUCGAAUCCGAUCUCUCCUCCAUGUUUCCCAAGCUCGACUCCACAGUGUGUAAGGAGAUGUCUGUAUCGGACACAGAGGUGUCUGACAUGACGUGGACGGACAACGGUACCUUCAACCUGUCGGAGGGACACACGCCACAGACUGAGAACUCAGAGGACCUCGACAGAGAAGAAGCCUUCACCGGCGGCCUUCCAGAAUUCCCCUCACUUGACAACGGCGCAACAACAAACGGCGAGGACGACGACGACCUCAGCAUCGGCCUUCCCUUGCCUCCACAUCAGCCCCAGAAGCCAACCAAAUCCACGCACACACCCGAUCCUCGCAGAGACCAACCUGUAGACGCCCUCGAAUUAGUCAACCAGAUGGCGGGCGACGCCAUCGCCGCUGCCGUCACAGCUGCCAUUCAGGAGAGAAUAGAAGCGGCGGUCGGCUUCACGGCUUUCAGUGACUUUGGGCGGUCGGGACUCCCAGAUUCGACCAGGCUGCUGGAGCUGGCUGAAGAGUCGGACAGCGAGGUGGAGGACUUUGAGCUGCUGGACCAGUCGGAGCUGGAGCAACUGGAGGGGGAGCUGGGGCUGGGGGAGGUGAAGACCCGGGCCAAAGAGGAGGCGGGGGACAGGAGUGACAAGCCGACGUCUUCUGGAUUCUUCUCCAAACUCCUGAGACGCCAAUGAUGAAUCCUAUGAAAAGUCAGCAGAGGAGGAAGAAGAAUUACGGA
This is a messenger RNA of Labrus bergylta (ballan wrasse), 1487 nucleotides long. RefSeq names its product reticulophagy regulator 1 (gene retreg1). Gene Ontology annotation, biological process: negative regulation of neuron apoptotic process; reticulophagy. The record is from RefSeq and is a predicted model, not a curated record. Gene Ontology annotation, cellular component: endoplasmic reticulum membrane. NCBI's taxonomy places the organism in Eukaryota, Metazoa, Chordata, Actinopteri, Labriformes, Labridae.